Nannospalax galili (Upper Galilee mountains blind mole rat) is the source of this 3532-nucleotide messenger RNA. RefSeq names its product protein tyrosine phosphatase receptor type N (gene Ptprn). Gene Ontology annotation, biological process: protein dephosphorylation. Gene Ontology annotation, molecular function: protein tyrosine phosphatase activity. Gene Ontology annotation, cellular component: secretory granule. The transcript has 23 exons. The coding region runs from base 84 to 3020 and encodes 978 amino acids. NCBI's taxonomy places the organism in Eukaryota, Metazoa, Chordata, Mammalia, Rodentia, Spalacidae. The record is from RefSeq and is a predicted model, not a curated record.
AGGCUCCGCCUAGGUUCUUCGGCAGACUCCCGCCAGCGUCGCUGAGACUCUGGCGGAGGAGCAAGCGCACCGAGCUGGGAAGGAUGAGGCGCCCGCGGCGGCCUGGGGGUCCGGGGGGCUCCGGGGGCCUCCGGCUGCUGAUCUGCCUGCUGCUGCUGAGUGGCCGCCCCGGGGGCUGCAGCGCCACCAGUGCACACGGCUGUCUGUUUGACCGCAGACUCUGCUCCCACCUGGAAGUCUGUAUUCAGGAUGGCUUGUUUGGACAAUGCCAGGCAGGAGUGGGGCAGGUACGGCCCCUUUUGCAAGUCACUUCUCCAGUUCUCCAACGCUUACAAGGUGUGCUACGACAGCUCAUGUCCCAAGGACUAUCCUGGCACGAUGACCUCACCCAGUAUGUGAUCUCCCAGGAGAUGGAGCGCAUCCCCAGGCUUCGUUCCCCAGAGCCCCGUCCAAGGGACAGAUCUGGUUUGGUGCCCAGGAAACUUGGUCCUGCUGGAGAGCUAAUUUUACAGGGCAUCCCCACUGGCUCUGCCCCUGCUGCCCAAGGGCUUCCCCGACCUCCAGUGGGUGGGAGUGGAGCUGGGGCAGGCUCCUCCCUGUCCCCUCUGCAGGCUGAGCUGCUGCCCUCUCUCUUGGAGCAUCUGCUGCUGCCCCCACAGCCUCCCCACCCUGCCCUGAGUUAUGAACCUGCAUUGCUGCAACCCUACCUGUUCCACCAGUUUGGCUCCCGUGAUGGUUCCAGGAGCUCAGACAGUUCCCCAGGGGUGGCCAGUGUUGGCCCCCUGCCCAAGGCUGAAGCCCCUGCCCUCUACAGCAGAACUGCCUCCAAGGCCGUGUUUGGGGCCCGCUCUGGCCACUCCUAUGGGGACCUUCCAGGCCCCUCACCUGCUCAGCUUUUCCAGGAUGCAGGAUUGCUCUACCUGGCCCAAGAGUUGCCAGGGCCCAGCAGGGCCAGGGUGCCAAGGCUGCCAGAGCAAGGGGGCAGCAGCCGGGCAGAGGACUCCUCAGAGGGCUAUGAGGAAGGACUAAGGGGUCAUGGGGAGCAGUCCCCUUCCCAAGCCAUGCAACCAGAUACAAAUCUACAGAAACUGGCUGCAGUGCUAGCAGGCUAUGGGGUAGAGUUGCGGCAGCUGACUCCUGAGCAGCUCUCCACCCUCUUGACCCUGCUACAGUUACUGCCCAAGGGCACAGGAAGAAAUCUUGGAGGGGAUGUAAAUGUUGGAGCUGAUGUCAAGAAAACAACAGAGGAACAAAUGCAGGAAGGAGACACAGCAGAGCCUCAGCCUCCAACACCCUCCCUGCCUGGACACCCCACUGCCAGCCCCACUUCCAGUAAGGUCCAGCAGGUGCUGAGCCCUGCCUCCCCUGAGCCUCCCCGAACAGCCAGUCCUCCUGGAGUCGCACCCGUCCUGCUGGAGAAGAAAAGUCCCUUGGGCCAGAGCCCACCCACAGUGGUAGGACAACCUUCAGCUCAGCCAUCAACAGAAGAAUAUGGCUACAUCGUCACUGACCAGAAACCCUUGAGUCUAGUGGCUGGAGUGAAACUGCUGGAGAUCCUGGCUGAGCAUGUGCACAUGUCCUCAGGCAGCUUCAUCAACAUCAGUGUGGUGGGACCAGCCCUCACCUUCCGAAUUCGCCACAAUGAACAGAACCUGUCUUUGGCAGAUGUGACCCAGCAAGCUGGGUUGGUGAAGUCUGAACUGGAAGCACAGACAGGACUUCAGAUCUUGCAGACAGGAGUAGGACAGAGGGAGGAAGCAGCUGCAGUCCUUCCCCGGCCGGCCCAUGGCAUCUCUCCCAUGCGCUCAGUUCUGCUUACUCUGGUGGCCCUGGCAGGUGUAGCUGGGCUGCUAGUGGCUUUGGCAGUGGCUCUGUGUAUGCGCCACCAUGCACGGCAGCAGGACAAGGAGCGCCUGGCAGCACUGGGGCCUGAGGGGGCCCAUGGUGACACCACUUUUGAGUACCAGGACCUGUGUCGCCAGCACAUGGCCACAAAGUCCCUGUUCAACCGGUCAGAGGGUCAGCCAGAACCUUCUCGGGUGAGCAGCGUGUCCUCCCAAUUCAGUGAUGCUGCCCAGGCCAGCCCCAGCUCCCACAGCAGCACACCAUCUUGGUGUGAGGAACCUGCCCAGGCCAACAUGGACAUCUCCACGGGACACAUGAUUCUGGCAUACAUGGAGGACCAUCUGCGGAACCGGGACCGUCUGGCCAAGGAGUGGCAGGCCCUGUGUGCCUACCAAGCAGAGCCAAACACCUGUGCCACCGCUCAGGGUGAGGGCAACAUUAAGAAGAAUCGCCAUCCGGACUUCCUGCCCUAUGAUCAUGCCCGAAUCAAGCUGAAGGUGGAGAGCAGCCCUUCCCGGAGUGAUUACAUCAACGCCAGCCCCAUUAUUGAACAUGACCCUCGGAUGCCGGCCUACAUAGCCACACAGGGACCUCUGUCUCAUACCAUCUCGGACUUCUGGCAGAUGGUGUGGGAGAGUGGCUGCACUGUCAUCGUCAUGCUGACCCCGUUGGUGGAGGAUGGUGUCAAGCAGUGUGACCGCUACUGGCCAGAUGAGGGAUCCUCCCUUUACCACAUAUAUGAGGUGAACCUGGUAUCCGAACACAUCUGGUGCGAGGACUUCCUGGUGCGGAGCUUCUACCUGAAGAAUGUGCAGACCCAGGAGACGCGCACGCUCACUCAGUUCCACUUCCUCAGCUGGCCAGCAGAGGGCACUCCGGCCUCCACCCGGCCGCUGCUGGACUUCCGCAGGAAGGUGAACAAGUGCUACCGCGGCCGCUCCUGCCCCAUCAUAGUGCACUGCAGUGAUGGUGCGGGAAGGACAGGCACCUACAUACUUAUUGACAUGGUCCUGAAUCGCAUGGCAAAAGGAGUGAAGGAGAUCGAUAUUGCUGCCACCCUGGAACAUGUCCGUGACCAGCGACCUGGCCUCGUCCGCUCUAAGGACCAGUUUGAAUUUGCACUGACAGCUGUGGCAGAGGAGGUGAAUGCCAUUCUCAAGGCCCUGCCUCAGUGAGCAACCCCCCCAAGCCCCUCAGUGGGCAGCCUGGCCUCUACUCCCUCUACCUGCAUCAGCAUCUGUCUGUACACCCAUUCUUCACCCACCUGCCACCUCGCCCAUCUGGGGCAUGCCAGCCCUUUCCCAACCCAGUGUGGAAGGAAGGAAGGGUGAACAGAAGGGGCAGGUCUGCCCAGCCUCAUGCAUGCCAGAACCAGGGAAGCUCAUGGGAAGCUGGCAGCAGGCACGAGGAGUGGACACCAGGAGCAAAUGUGCUCGGCCUCAUCCUACCUAAGUCCCUGGCCCCCUUUCCUAUGGUACUGGAUGCUUCCAGCCAGUCCACGUAUCCCCCCAGCCUGUGGUGUGUGGACAGAGCAGAAUGAGAAGGCCCCAACUUCCUCAGCCCUACCACUGGCCUGCUACCUUGACCCUGCUCAGCCACUCUCCUUCUAGCAUAAGAGAACAUUUCUAGAAAGAUCUACUUUUGUAUCAGUGUGAAUAAAGUUAGUGUGUUGUCUGUGCAGCUGCAA